This is a messenger RNA of Paramuricea clavata, 1687 nucleotides long. The record is from the annotation of a GenBank genome assembly. NCBI's taxonomy places the organism in Eukaryota, Metazoa, Cnidaria, Anthozoa, Malacalcyonacea, Plexauridae.
UGUGACUGCAUCCAUAAUAGCACAUGCGCAGUUGAUACUGGUCAGUGUAAUUGUACGGCGGGGUUUACAGGGAUAAGGUGUGAACAUACGUGUUCAUCAGAGACAUCAGGGAAAGAUUGUCAUGUGAAGUGUGGAUGUGAUCAAGGAAAAUGUAAUCCAUUUACUGGAGUUUGCAGGUGAGCUGGCUCAUCUUAAGAGGGCGGGUAAUGUUUUUCCAUGUUCGUGCACGGGUCCAGUGAAGGUUAGUAGAAUUAUAUACCGAGCUGUCACGGUUGAGUGUUGGAACAGCCUAAAUAAAGCUUUUUCAAGCAGGCAGUUCUACAUUGAAACACGGUAGCUUAGUAUAUAAAAGCCUCUUACUAACCCAGCUGUUGCAUGCUGUCGCCAUAUUCCUAGCCAGUGCCCUUGUGAGAGGAAUUCACCCCCCUGAAAAUAUUCCAAAUGGCGAACAUUCAGGGGGUGAAUGCUUCUCGUAAGCGCACUAGCUAGGAACAUGACGAGUGCAUUUUGAAGACGAAUCAUUGGGAGUCAUGACGUAGCGGCGGUUUCGCUUUUUUGCCUGAGACGGACUAUUCUGUGCCGCUAAGCUACCGUGGAUCAUUUUGAGUCCUAUAGUAUCCUUCACUUGUACUUUCAGCUGCCGCCCAGGAUUCAACGGCACAAAGUGUGAACAACGCUGUCCACCAAAUACUCACGGCCCACGGUGUGUGGGCAAGUGCGAUUGUUACAAUAAUGCUACAUGUCGUGUUGAGGACGGAUCAUGUGACUGCUUAGAUGGAUGGAUUGGAGUUUCGUGCCGAAACCCUUGUCCCCUUGGGUAAGUGGAUAUAUAAUUAUAUAUUUUAAAAUUCAUAUCAUGCUAUAACUAAAUUAUCAUACCUCAACUUCAAUUGUCCUAGGAACUACUGUAUUUGUGUCACGUGAUAUAUCAUCCCUUUGAGAAGUAUGUCGCCAUAUCUUCCUGUCUCCAGCUCUAUUAAUGAUAAAAGUUUUAAAUUUAGGACUUAUGGCAAGAAAUGCGCGAAGAAAUGUCAAUGUAAAAAUGGCGGAUACUGCAGCCGUUUUGAUGGCCGUUGUACAUGUACAGGAGAGUGGCAAGGAGUUCAUUGUGAUAAAAGUAAGUGCUAGAACUUCCUUGCGCAUGAAAACUAAGCCGUAUCAUUACAUUUUACGAAAUAUUCAAAUUAUGCUUUAGAAUGUGACGACUGGACUUUUGGAAUAAACUGUACAAAUAAUUGCACAUGCGUACAAAACAACACUUUGAGGUAAAGGAAUAUUGAACAAUUAUUGAAUGAAGUGGUAAUGAAAUAUUUAUCUGCUCAAGCCAAAAGGCCCAGGUUUUACCCAGACUCUUAAAUUUUUCUUUUGACAAGCAUUAAAACAUUUUUCCAGCUGCCAUGGAAUAACUGGCGAAUGUAAAUGCAAAGCUAAAUAUAUUAAGGAAAAUUGCAGCGAACGUCAAGGUAUUGUAUGCUGUUGUUUCAUUGAAUAUCAGGCGAUGCGCUCCUUCAUAAGCAAUAUUUUUAUGUGCAUUUUUUUUCUUUUAUAGUUUGCCCGAAAGGUUCCUACGGGAAAGGCUGUAAACAACAGUGUCCCUGCAACGAUAGAGGAGCUUGUGAUGAGGUGAAUGGAAAAGUUAUUAAAUGUUUUUGUGAUGAUGGAUACGAGGGGGAGAAGUGUGAAUAUA